Molecule: messenger RNA, 1512 nt
Organism: Helianthus annuus (common sunflower)
Lineage: Eukaryota; Viridiplantae; Streptophyta; Magnoliopsida; Asterales; Asteraceae
Product: protein FAR1-RELATED SEQUENCE 5-like
Exons: 4
Coding region: 1-1512 (503 amino acids)
Biological process (GO): regulation of DNA-templated transcription
Molecular function (GO): zinc ion binding
Source: RefSeq, a predicted model, not a curated record
AUGGUUUUUGGUGAUGUCGUUGGGUUUGAUGCUACACAUCGGUCAAACAAGUAUGAUAUGGUAUUCGUUCCUUUCACUGGUAUAGAUAACCACAAUAGGAAUGUAACGCUUGGUGCUGCGCUUCUUGGAUCAGAAAUUGCUUAUUCAUAUAGGUGGUUGUUGAGGAUGUAUGUCAAGGCAUUUGGUGUUGCACCUAAAGUAGUUGUUACCGACCAAGAUCUUGCCAUGAAAAGGGCCAUUUUAGAUGUUUUACCAGAUAGCCGUCACAUGUUAUGUAUGUGGCACAUAUGGGAGAAAUUGACUCCUAAGCUCGGACCACUUUUGUGUAACAUUACAAAUUUUAAAAAAACAUUGGCGAAGAUUGUAUGGUCAGAUUCAAUUUCACGUAAUGAGUUCGAGGAGAAGUGGCAUGCAAUACUUUCUGAGUAUGGUUUAAGUAAUCAUGAAUGGUUGGGCAGUCUUUAUAAUAUUAGACAUGAUUGGAUUCCAGGAUAUUAUUUAGAAGAAAAUUUAUCAGGGCUUAUGAGUACGACAUCAAGAUCAGAGAGCGAGAAUCAUUUCUUUAAUCAAUUUUGCAAUCCACAAUCAACUUUGGUUGAGUUUUUUAGCCAUUUUGAAACUACAAUUGAGGCUCAAAGGUACGAGCAUAGAAAAAAUGAACAUGAAACAAGAUACAAUGAAGCUGAACUUUUGUUCCCUGAUUUUGUACUUGAAGAACAAGCCUCAAAGUUGUUUACACGGACAAUAUUUUUGGAUCAACAAUUGGAGAUUGAUGAUGCCAUUAACAAUUGUGUGUCUGUUUCUAGACAACAAGUAGAUGGUUGUAUGAAGUUUGAACUUGAGGAUAUCUUACAGCCAUGCACUCCAUUUUUUGAGGUUAUGUUUCGAAAUGAAGAUCAAACUAUAUCUUGUAGUUGUAGAAGGUUUGAACAAUGGGGAUUACUAUGCCGGCAUAUUUUUUAUGUUCUUAGGCUUUGUGACGUAACUGAGUUCCCAAAGAAGUAUGUGGCAAAGCGUUGGAGGAGAGAAGCCGUUCCCAAUAGUUCACUUCGACCUAUAAGGUAUGAUGAUAUCGAAAACAAUGGUGAUGAUAUUCAAGAAAUACUUCGUGAAAUAAGGUUUGCAAAUGAAUAUGCAAUAAAUCGAUUGAUUCAAGACAAAGAGCAGUUGUGUCUUUAUAGAGAUUAUCUAAAAGCUUACAUGUCUAAGGCUGAUGAUGUUCAAGUUGUUGCUCCGGCUCCUAGUAGGAGAGAUAGAUUUGUAGAAAUGACUGGGACUAGUGAACCAUGUGAUGUUAUAGUUAGAAAUCCAAUUAAAACAAGAACAAAAGGGACUCAUAAGCGUUUGAAGUCAGCUCGUGAGAUUGCAAUUACUCGAGCUUGGAAGAAACAAAAAGGAUGCAGUUUUGCCAAAGGUACUGGUCAUAAUGUAUGCGCAUGCAGUUUACGCAUACAAAGUAUUAAGGAGAAAGAAGCGACAUGUAGUUCAGCAGUUACCAAUAUGCAAGAAUAG